GAGUUGCCAUUUUGAUUUUGAAAAUGUAAACAGUCAACUGUCGUUCUAAUAAGCAGCGUGUUGAAAUCUUGUAUUAAUUUUGUUUUUCAACUUAUAAUUUAUUAUCGAUCUUUCAAGUUUAGUUAAUUUAUUCAAAAUUUUGUUUUACUUUGAGUAAUUAUGCUUGGAAGAUGCGAAGCUGACUUUCGUGCUCACAGAAAUCGCAGAAAGUCUAGGCUUGGAAAGUUUAAUUCUGAAGUUGAAAGACCUAUUGCGCUUCCUAGCUCUAUUGUCUGUGCUAUUGCACCAAGAAGAACACUUGGAAGUCGAAUGAACCAAGUGCUCUAUCAAGAAGCAGCUCUUAAAAGAAAGAAAGAAGCAGUAAAAGCAAAUCCAAAAAAGUGUCUGUUCUCUGAGCCAGAAAAUGAGAAUGCUGAUAAUCAUUAUCCAUCCAAGAUACAAAAGAGUGCCACUUACUCCAUGCAGUAUGGAUUCUCUUCAUCAGAGGAUCAUGAUGAGACCGGCGUUUUCCCAAUGGACGAUCCGUCAAAAACGAGAGUACUGGGUGUCAGAAACAUGGAGCCCCAAGACACUUCCGGUCAGCGACUUCCGCUCAAGGACCACAACUUCCGGUCUACAACCAACAAGCCAGCCCAACAGCUGUUCAAGAACCAUCCGACAGAGGCCGCCAAGAAAUGUCUUCCAAAACAGCUGACAUCUUGGAACCUGGUCCAAUCUCCCGUUUUGCCGAAGCUAAGUGGUUUCACAACUGCCAAAACUCCUUAUUCCCAAAAGUCAAAACAUGUUGACUCACCUGUUAUGCCUAGGCUAAGCACUUUCCCCCUAGCUGUAAAAACUACCAUAAAAAUCAAUGCUGUUCCUCCUGAGGAAAAUUCCUACAAAUCUAAGGAUUUUCCCCACAAAAAUGGUAGCUUAAAAUGUAGAGAUUCAGACAAUACAUCAAAUUCCAACUACUCUAAAAAUGGGGGGCAAACACAAUCUACCACAGACAUUACAGAAAUGUUGACUUUCAAGUAUCCUAUAACAGAUAUACCUAAUUAUUCCAGUGCAGAUUUGUCAACUAUGAUGAAUUUUAAGUAUCCCACUUCAAACAAUGAUCCUCGUUCAGAAAGGUUGAAUUUGAAGAAUCCUGUGAAUGAUGCUCUGAAAGAUUCUAGUUCAAGUCAUUCUGAAGUGAAAUUGAAUUUCAAGUAUCCUGUCACUGAUGAACCGAAAGGUUCCAAUGCACCUGUUUCUGAGUUUGUGCCGAAUUUUAAAAGAUACCCUGUUGCUGGGGAGUUGAAUGAUUGUUCUAGAAAUCAAACACAGUCAUCUAAUUGUAAUAAUUAUGGGCGGCAACAGUCAGUGACUGAUUCAUCAAAACUAUCCAAUUUUGAUUUCCCUGUAAGCGGGCGAGCGAAUGAUUGUGCUUCGAAUCCAACAAAACCAUCAAAUUCGAGCAUCACUGAUUCCAACCAGGUGGCAAGGUUUGAACGAGAUGUAUCCAACGAUUAUAAUAACCAAGGGAUGAUGUCUACCUUCAAGAUGGAACAAAUGACAGAAAAACAGAGGAAAAAGUCAAUUUCAGAAAUGGAAUUCGAAAAAAUUUGCCAAAUGAAAAAUGAUGGCUCACAGUCGCUGUUGUUGGAUUUCUGUCUCAAUGGCAAGUCUGUUUUGGAAGAAAAUGGCGCGGGAAAUAGUAAAGAAAAUGUUCAAAACAACGAUGCCACAAAUAAUCAUGGAGAGAGACGUAGUGUUUCAAGUAAUAAUAUGAAUGGAAAUGGUACAAGACGUAGUAUUUCAAGUAAUAUGAAUGGAAACGGACCUGCACGUAGUAUUUCAAGUAAUAUGAAUGGUAAUGGCGCUCGGCGUAGUAUUUCAAACAAUACUAUGAAUGGAAACGUAGCUCCACGUAGUAUUUCAAGUAACUUUCUGAAUGAAAAUGUUGUACAUCAUUCAAAACUGAAACAACCCAAUUUCUAUGCAAGCAAAGUUGAGAGUAAGCUACAGCCUUCAGGAGCUGAUCUAAAACUUAAUAAAAAACUCAAUGAUAUCAGAAAAGAUUCAUCAAAUUUUGUCAUUCAUAAACGUAAAGAUUCAUUCAUAUCUAGUGAUACAUUAAGCGAGGAUGAUAGCUUCAACCUCGAUACCAUCUUGAUUAAUAACUAUGAAUCUAGCACAUUGAUUGUUAAUGAACCGAUUAUGGAUGCCAGUGUGAAAGAUGUGGAAAAUAUUGAUGAGACAUUGAGUAAUAUUCAGUUGAAUGAUGUGGGGGAAACGUUUGUGGUAACAAGUAAUAUGCCAAGGAAAUUGUUUUUGGGUGGAGAUGAAAAUGUGUCAAGCGUUGUGGAUAAUGUUGAAGGUUUAGGGAAAACAUUUUUAGUUGGAGGGAACAUUGAUGGAACGGUUUCUAAAGAAAAUAAUGUAUUGUCCGUCGUGGCUCCUUAUCCGGAUAGGAAGCGGAGUAUAGGCGAAACGUUUCUGGUUCCCCAUAAAAAUGUACAGAAAGUUCUGUUUGAUGAUAAAAAGUUCUGUCAAGAGAACAAAGAAUCUAUUUUGAAAGCAUCAGCAUUUGAGGUUCAAAGUAAUCAGAGUAUUGAUAUGGGAGUGGAAAUGCUAAAUGAAUCAUUGGAUACGACUUUAAGGUUUGUUCAAAACGAAACACUGUGUGAAAAUGAGAAUGAGGCAACAAUGUUGGAGAGUGGUGUGAAGAAUAGGAGAGAAAGAGAUGGAGGAGUUCGUUGUAGGAGAAAUUUAGUAGAUGGAAUGAGUGUUGACAGAAAUUUGGAAGAGGAAAAUGGUACUAGAAGAAAUAAUUUAGUAGAAGAAAAUGCUACAAAAACUUUGGAAGGAGAAAUAAAUGUUGGAAGAGAUUUGGGUGAACAAAUAAGUGCUGGAAGGAGUUUAGUAGAGAAAAUGGAUGUAAAUGUAAUGAGAAACAAUGUAAUAGAUUUUAUAAAUACUGGGGAGGAAGAAAUAUAUUUGCAGAAUAAUAGGAAAAUUGCAGAUAAUUGUCAGUUUAUUCCCCAACAUUUUAAAAAUUCUACCACUUCUGUGGAGGUAUCAAAGAAUGAAGUUCCAGAGAAUAACCAGCGCAAUGACAGUUUUAUAAAUGAAGUUAUGAAGAGGCAAAAAUUGUUGAUUCAAAAAAGUGAGGAGUUAUUCAGAAGUCGUCGGCAGAUUAUGGCACAGAUAAAAGUAUUGGAAAAGUCUCUUAUAGAGCAGGAAGAUCAAUUUAUCGAGAUAAAUAGGGAGUUCUGUGAUUUAGUGACGGAAUUUGGUGAAGUUGUAAUUAAUCAAAAGGUGAAGGCUGCGGUAUCAGAUAAAGUUGAUACAGUAUCAAGUAAACGUGAUACGGUUACAACUGAAAUUGAUACAGUAUCAAAGAAAGAUGCUGAAAAAUUGACAGAAAGCGUAAUAGUUCCUUUUUCAGUACGGAAAAACGCCUUUGAUACCCCCAGAAGUGCACGACGGGUUAGGCGAAAUUUGGUUUUCAGUCAGUUGAAGUCAGAUUUCAGCUGUUUGAAAACCCCGCUACCCUCUACCACCAAAAAACUACAGGAAUCUACAGCGAAUAAAACUAUUUUGACACCAAAGUCUAUGUCGGUCUGUAUUCAGGAUCAGGUCAACCAAUUGUUCGACUCUUAAGACUCCAAUUUCAUACUGGAUCAAAGUAAUUGAUAAAACGACUUGAUAUUGUCACAACCAAUUUUUAGUAAAAUUGAAUCACCAUCAAAUGAAAAAAAAUGAGCAACUCAGUAGACACUAAUAUUGAUGUAAAAAGCGACUCAGGUAAUUUCCAAGUGUCUCAAAAUAAAGUUAUUAUUUUUCAAGAAAUAUGUGGCUGCGGCUAUAUAUCAAUGAAGCGAAUUCAUAUUAUCGCAACAACUUAGGCCCGCCGCAAAGUAGACCCACGCUAAUCCACGAAAAGCAACCCACGCCGUGGGAUGUUUUGUAAACCAUUGCUAAGUUUAUGUGUGAUACAUGCAAUGAAUAAUCCACUUGUCAGCUGAUUGAUUAUGAAUAAUUCUAUAGCAAUGGUUUACAAAACAUCCCAAGGCGUGGGUUGCUUUUCGUGGAUUUUCGUGGGUCCACUUUGCGGCGGGCAUUAUUCAUUGAAAAAUUAUAGUAAACUCUAAUAUAGUCCGUGCUAAUCUUAGUUUGCAGUACGGAGCUUUAUGUCCAAUGUAAUUCCUUACAAGAGUAAGAAGAGCGCACUGUUACCGUUUUUAUGCUAACUCCAUAAAAAUUACCCGUGCUCUCUUUUUUGCUCUUUCACAAUUGACUCACAGGCUUUCUGGCUUCUGUGAAAUCUGGCAGUACUGUACUCCAUAAGGGCAAUGCUGCAAUCUAGGUUAGACUAUAGGAACUCAUGAUAGAAAAACUAGUUUUUCAAGUAUUGAACUUUAAUAAGUUAAAAAAAAUAUAUAAACUAGUUUUGGUUACUACACAAUUUUCAAUUUCUGGUAGAGAUUAUUUUUAAUGUUUGAUGGAAUGAAAAUGUUCUAUUAAUUAGUAGUUAUGAAAAUAUCAAGUCGUUCUAUUCAGUAUGGUUAUCUACUACAUUAUUAUAACUACAUUAUGCCUCACAUUGAGAAGUAUUUAAGUACUUGUUCACAGGACAUCACACACCUUAGUCGUAAUAAUUGAUAGGAUACUACCAGAGAAAACUACUAUAAUGCUAUAUUCUACCACUAUGAACUACUAUAUGCUGUAUUCUGUGGCUGUGGGUACUACAGAUAGCGAAAUCUACUAUCCACCAGCAUAGUGUAGGCCUACAUUAGUUAUUACAUCAUAUACAUUAGGCAUACGGAAACCAAUUUAGACAGGCUUGCAUUAAUUGUACAUCGUUUAUGAGUUAUUAUUUUACUAAUAUGAAAAACGCUCCUGUAUUUAACAAAAUGAAUAUAAAACCCUAGAAUACUAGAAUAUUGUAGAAA
Messenger RNA from Nilaparvata lugens (brown planthopper), 4919 nucleotides. Its product is annotated as AP2/ERF domain-containing protein PFD0985w. The transcript is spliced from 3 exons. Lineage: Eukaryota; Metazoa; Arthropoda; Insecta; Hemiptera; Delphacidae. Bases 160 to 3627 code for a protein of 1155 amino acids. The record is from RefSeq and is a predicted model, not a curated record.